AUGGACAUCUUUCGAAAGUUGUGUGGUCAACAGUUCGCACCAGAUCCGGGUACCCAUGCUAGCCCUAGUGGAGCUCGAAAGACUCUCCCGGGUUGUUAUUUCGACUGCCCUGCUCGCCCCAAGCUAAUCUUCGAGAUGAUCGCCUCAAACUUGGCCGAUGUUCCGUUACUUCCGCCACGAUCAGCCCAGGUAGAUCCUCUCUCGGUCCGUCAGAUGCGAACACAACGUCAUAGAAACCAUAAGGUCCUUCAGCGAGCCCCCACCACCAAUGAACACGACAAGAAAUUGUUUCAAGGCCGCAUGGCAAGGGCUGUCUUGUUCGACCCAAAGAAGGCUCCUGCACCUACUAAAGAAAUCCCCCGUUGGGUUCAGGAAGUCCGUCACUACCAGAUUCAGCCAGGUUUGCUCCUGCCCCGUAUCGUCUUCAUGAGACUCGUCCGCGAGAUCGCCAUGGACAUCAACAGCGACGUUACUCGAUGGCAAAUCUCCGCCCUCCAGGCUGUCCAGGACGUCGCCGAAGACUACUUAGUCUGCGUAUUGGAAGCUGCCACCCUCUGCACGGCGAAUGCGAAGAGAGACACGCUAUUGCCAUCUGACAUCGAAACAGCGAUGGGAUGUGGAAAAAAGCUGGGUCGAUGGCAGCAAGCUGUUGAGGCGCAUAACUUCAAGGCGAGCCGUGCACAUAUGCUCGAAAGGCGUAAGCGCGCUCUCGAGGACCCUGAGCCUACUUUCCGAGCUGGUAAACGUCCUGCAAGGCCUGCCUAG
Molecule: messenger RNA, 765 nt
Organism: Alternaria arborescens
Lineage: Eukaryota; Fungi; Ascomycota; Dothideomycetes; Pleosporales; Pleosporaceae
Exons: 4
Coding region: 1-765 (254 amino acids)
Cellular component (GO): nucleosome
Molecular function (GO): protein heterodimerization activity; DNA binding; structural constituent of chromatin
Source: RefSeq, a predicted model, not a curated record